Linum trigynum is the source of this 2437-nucleotide messenger RNA. Lineage: Eukaryota; Viridiplantae; Streptophyta; Magnoliopsida; Malpighiales; Linaceae. The record is from the annotation of a GenBank genome assembly.
CUCUCUUUCUCAAUCGAGACCCACCUAUUCCCUCCUCUCUCCGACUCUCUCCUCCAUCUCUGCCAAGAAACUAUUCCCUCCUCUCUCUACUCUCUCCGUCUCUGCCAAGAAAAAAUCCCUCUUAUGUGACUCUCUCAAUCAAAACUUCAUCCCCAAAUCAUUGUUGCACAUAUGCAACCUUGAAUGAAAUCCCCAGCAUCUGAAUGAAAUCCUCUCCCAUUCUUAUAGGAUUUACUGAUCUGGACUGCCGUCGUUGAUUUGUCAUGUUCAGAUUGAUGUACCGCCGGCUAUUCGUCGGCGGAUCUGGAUUCGUCAUCGCUACAGGUAGGAGAAAGUACUGGGUUCGUCGUCAUCGUCGCCUUUCUCCACUCCUCUGCUACCGCCGUCGUCGCCGCCGUUGUGGAGAACCCAGAGGGCGAUUCCCAACAUCUCCUAACAUAGACUCCUCUCGUAGCUUGCAUGUCGCCUCUGCAGCCCAGGAUUACUCCCGAUCCAUUUGAAUCUCCGGCGUAAUCUACUGCACCCUCGCGCGGAGGCUCUCCUCGAUUCUAGAUCUCCAAAUCCGAUUCCUGAGAAAAGGAGUUGGCGCCGAAGAAUCUCUCUCCAACCUGCAGGCAACAACACGGGGACGGGUAACCGGCGCAUUAACCGGCAACCGUUUAUUCGGUAUCCGGUAAACCGACAAUCCCUCGGUAUCGGUAGUCGGUAGUAGUUUGCCCAACUUUGGUAUACCGGUAACCGGCUUAUCGGUAUCCGGUUAUACCGAUACCGACCGUUUACCACCCCUAACCGCGUCGGUCUUCCCACGCCUGGCCAAGGCGACGUCGUUGCCCACAUUCCAUCUCCAUCUGAUCGCGAAUCACGAUUAAAGACAAACAAGGGAAGCAAAUCGCGUCGAGAGAGAGGAACCCUAAAUCUGACCCUCCCCAAAAAUUGCUCCCGCCGCCCCACCUCCUCUGAUUUCUGUAGUAUAGAUCUAGCUGAGAUGAUAAUAUUGGAUGAGCUUCCCUUUUGAUAUGUCGAGCAUGAAUGGUUUAGACGAUUUAUGGCAUUGGCACAUCCCUUGUUUGUGAUACCUGGUAGGCUUACUAUUAGAGGAGAUUGUUAUUGUAUCUUCCUUGAAAGAAAAGAUAUCCUGAGAGAUUUCUUUGUCACAAAAUGCAAAGGAAGAGUAUCGAUAACCACAUAUACAUGAACUUCUAUACAGAAUAUCGAUGAGAAGUGAUCAUACUUGUAGGGGAUGACUAUAAUUCAUUAGAUGGAAAAACAUCUUUAGUAAUUUCAAAUACAUUUAAGCACAUACCAUAACUAUUUAGCAUUGAAAUGUAUCAAAUUUGGAUGACUAAUCAUGUAGCAAGUAGUAAGCAUAUUAAGGCAAAACAUCUGAAUACAUUCCCACCCCACACAUUAAAAUGGACAUUGUCAUCAAUGGACUAAAACAUAGUGAUCCAUGUUAAGGUUGGAAUGAGUUACCUUGAAUUUUGUUGUCUGAAUUCAUAGUUCAUAAUAGCUAAUUCUACAUGAUUGCACAAGACGACUCGAAAUAUUCGAAUUAAAAUAAAAGAUAAAUAGCUUCCUCAAAGUCUUGAUACUUCUAGAUGUUGGGUCGUGGUGGUCCACUGUUGGGAAAAAGAGGAUGUGGAACUUCCUGCCAAAGUCCUCCAUCCACGAAUGGCCCCACUGUUGUUCUGCCUCCAUCCUUUGGCGCCAAGUUUUAGUUUCCUCAAGUUCUGUCUGUGAUAGACCAUUAUUUGUACAUGUUUUGACCACCAUUCUUGAACCGUUUGAGAGUCGAUUCUCGUGUUUGAAGCCGAUUUCACGCUAGGUUGUUCGUUUAUGUCAUAUUUCAGGACUUGGCAAAAAGUGGCGAGUUGGAGCUAGAGGAGCAGGAAGGCAAAAGUACCCGGUCAGGCAUUGAAAUACCCAACCGGGUAAAGCUGUUUGGGAGGUCGGGAGAGCAGAAGGGGACCCGACCGUGACGCUUAAAUACCCGAUCGGGUAUUCUGACCCUCGAUCGGGUAUCGCGAUCUGCUCCUUUUCAAGCAAAGUUGGCCUCUUUUGAGAGGGAUCCGAGUUAUAGAGAAAGAAAGCAAAAACCUAGAGAGAGAGAGAGAGAAAGAGAGAGCGACGAACAGAACUUCCAAGUGCCCUAGAUCGAGAUUCAACACCAUUAGAGCUCGGUUGAAACUUGGAGAAGUGUCGAUUGGUUACCAGAAGUUGAUUUUCAUCCUUCACAGAAUGAUUUCCGCAUCUGAAACUGAUUUCUCUUCUCUCUCUAUGGAGUAAACUCUCUCACUCACCUAGGUAUGAAGAACCCUAGAUUUGUGUGUUAGGUUUGGUUGUAUGAACCCAAGUUCAUGUUCUUUGACAUCGAUUAUACUCAAUUGAGGCAUGGUUUUCUGAAUUGCAUGAAUCCUAAUCAAAUUCCUGUAGUUCC